Molecule: messenger RNA, 1439 nt
Organism: Plodia interpunctella (Indianmeal moth)
Lineage: Eukaryota; Metazoa; Arthropoda; Insecta; Lepidoptera; Pyralidae
Exons: 1
Coding region: 136-906 (256 amino acids)
Source: RefSeq, a predicted model, not a curated record
AUAUAACUGUAAAAAAUAUGAACAGUUGAGCCUAUCUAAUUGACAUUUGUAGCUUUUAAAAACGAAGUUUCAGAAUUAAUAAGAUUAUUUUUAAUCUUCGCAUUUUUAGAUUAUUUUAGUCAAUGAAAUAUUACUAUGGCUUCUUUGAACUUAGCUUCCGGAGAUAGUGAUACUAAACCCUCCCCUAGAAAAGAUGAUAUUGAGAAAUUACCAAAGGUGGAUCAACCCAGACAAAAAUCUAGCCUCGAUGACCAAAUAUUCGGAGAAGUUACAAUUACAAAUAUUGACGAAAAUGAGUUAAAGUUGAAAGAGAGAAUCACUCAAUGCCGAAAUAUUAUAGAAUCGUUGAAGGUUGAAUUGGAUCAAGAAAAGGCAAAACUAAAAAAGGAAAGUAAGUCAUACCACCAGGAACCGUCCGCUUCCGUUGCAUCCCAGCACAAUGCUCCUGAUUCGAAGAUGUUAGAAGCUUCCACCACUAACUACAGCUUUUAUGUGGAAAACAAAUUAAACUACGACGAAAAUCUCAUGGAGUAUGAGAAACAAUUACAGAAAUACCAAAACACGCUAAAUAUGGCUCAACUCGAAAAAAAGAAUGCUAUCAGAAAGCAAAUGCUUGCAAAAGCUUACAGACUUAAACUGAUGGAGGUGGAAAACCAAUGCAAUAUUGAAUUGCUCCGCGUGAAACAAAGUUUACAAUGUUUAGAACCUUUGCAAAUGAUCGCUAGCAAGUGGAAGGUCAAUACAGCAGAUGACUAUGAUUUAAAUAACUUUGAACUGAUACCUAGGUAUCCGGAAUUGAAUAUGAAUUCAGGAAACGAUUUCAAUACUUACAAAGAAGAUAUUAACUCGACGAUUGAAGAUAAUUCUGUAGUCAAUAAAGACAAUUUAAAUUGUACAAAUUCUUAAAAUGGUGUAUUUCAUAUACUUGCCAAAGUACUUAUGUAUAGAUUCGACAUGUUUUUAAAAAGAGUAUGCAAAAAUUGAUUAGCGAAAAGUAGCGCGAAAAGGUGUGUGAAAUAAAUCAACGCGCACAGGGACCUCCAAAGUAGACCACACACGUGGAGGCACGCGCUGCGAAUGCUGCCGACUUUUUGUUCUCGCCGUGUGAAGCUCACUCGGGCAUCCUCGGUGCUAGUCGGCACCCGGCCGGAGGCUCUACCCGACAUCAUACACGUCUGCUUGCGUCUGCGCCUGCUUAACGCACGUUCGCUUGGGAAAUUGGACUUUAUUUUUAAUAAGAUUCCGAUUUGUCAAAUAGAGGGCAACGCAUGAACAAAACAGGUUUGACUUCUUUACACCUUGUAUCUGUAAAGUUAGUGCUUUGUUAGGUAUUUAUUUUGGUUACCUAAUACGCUUCGUAGAUAAUACAAAUUGUCUUGUAUUAACUAGGUACGUUCAUAAUAUUUACAGAUUUAUAUUAAUAAAAUAUUUUACUUUUC